Messenger RNA from Heterobasidion irregulare TC 32-1, 1578 nucleotides. Its product is annotated as serine protease S53. The transcript has 12 exons. Gene Ontology annotation, molecular function: serine-type endopeptidase activity; tripeptidyl-peptidase activity. The record is from RefSeq and is a predicted model, not a curated record. Gene Ontology annotation, biological process: proteolysis. Bases 1 to 1578 code for a protein of 525 amino acids. Lineage: Eukaryota; Fungi; Basidiomycota; Agaricomycetes; Russulales; Bondarzewiaceae.
AUGCUCCUUCAAUACGCAUUGCACUUGUUUGUCUUGGAAUCGUUCAUUGCGGUCGCUCUUGCCUCGCCUCUUCGCGAUUUCGCUGUCAAGCACAGUUGGUCUACGAUCCCCGCCGGGUGGGAAUAUCACGGCACACCUCCUCCCCAUCGUGCAUUCCCUCUCAGAAUCGGACUUAAGCAGAAUCGCGUGGACGAGUUGAUCUCCGCUUUGUAUGAGAUCAGCGACCCGUUUCAUGAGAAGUAUGGGCGGCAUCUGUCGAAAAAUGAAGUAGAAGCGUUGCUUUUCUUGCCUCCUCUUCCUAUCUCAACUAUCGAGCGGAUGCUGUCGGCUUCCUUCUUGUCCUAUCGCCAUGCAUCCUCUGGAAUGCUCGCCACGCGGACACUUUCGUACAGCCCCCCUCGACACUUGCACGCGCAUAUCGAUGUCGUCCAUCCUACCACGGUAUUUAAUAGACUCCAGGAAAUGAGGGCCACAUUCAAGUUGGAGGAUCAUGAUGUUACUGUUGGUGAUAUAACAAGCGCUGAUAUCCCGGCGAGUUGUAAUACAACGAUUACGCCUGCUUGCUUGCAGGCCCUGUACAGGACUGAGGGAUACAUACCUGCGGCCGCCAAUAAGGGCAAUAGCAUUGAAAUUGCGGGGUAUCUGGAACAGGUGGGUUCUCUUACGUUUUUUCGCAGAUUUCAGCUCGACGCUGUUGGCGCGAACGUCACAGUCCGGCUCGUGGAUGGUGGUCUCAAUGAUCAAAGUAUUCCAGGCACCGGGGCAGGUUUAGACGUCCAAUAUACCGAAGGCCUAACUUUUUCUACACCGAAUGUGUACUACUCAACGCCUGGCACUACACCGACUAUCAACGACUCGGCGACCCCUCCGCAAAGAGACGAGCCAUAUCUCAACUGGUUGAAUUUCGUCUUGUCUCAGACAGAUAUUCCAUUUACAUAUACGACCAGCUAUGGCGGCGACGACGUGGUGAAUUCAGGCAUUGCUAGCCGUGUCUGCAGCACAUUCGCACAGCUGGGUGCGCGAGGCAGUUCGGUCACGUUCAGCAGCGGGGAUGGUGGGGUAGGCGCAGGAACUUGUCAAAUGAACAACGGGACCAAUAGGACCAUAUUCCAACCGGCGGGUUUCUCCGUCUAUUUCUCGAGACCUGAAUAUCAUGCAAAAGUUGUGCCGCCUUUCCUCGAGAGUCUCGGGGCUACUUAUGCUAGCUUAUUCAACCCAACUGGACGAGCAGUGCCAGACAUCAGUACUCAAGGGGAGGGAUUCCAAGUGAUUGUCAAUGGCACUGUACACUCGGUAGGAGGCACGUCCGCGAGUUCGCCGACAUUUGCAGGGAUCGUUACCCUGCUGGAUGAUCUCCGGCUCGCGAACGGCAAACCCCCGCUUGGAUUCCUGAACCCGAUGCUCUAUUCCACCGGCCUGCCUGGUUUCACAGAUAUAUUGUCUGGAAACAACCCAGGAUGUGGGACGCCUGGGUUCUAUGCUACAAUUGGUUGGGACGCGGUUACGGGGCUGGGCACGCCUGACUUUUCUUUGUAUUCACAACAUCUUUACGUAAAUGUAACCGAGGUGUGUCGCUGA